Molecule: messenger RNA, 249 nt
Organism: Entrophospora sp. SA101
Lineage: Eukaryota; Fungi; Glomeromycota; Glomeromycetes; Entrophosporales; Entrophosporaceae
Source: the annotation of a GenBank genome assembly
AUGAAAUCUUAUCUCAACGAUGGAGAAACUUAUAAUCCUUCUUUGCACCAUGAUAAAGAAUGGAUCCAUCAAUCAGUAAGAGCUCUAGUGAGUCUAUGGGAAAACGAUUUUGUACCUUUAGCAAGAACACAAUAUGAAAAUUGCAUGGAUCAAAAUAUUGAGUUGGGUGCGAUUGAGUCAGCUCGACUAUUCAAGUGUGAACAUGAUCAGAAAUACCUUCAUGAAACAUUUAAAUGCCAAAAACUUUGA